AUGUUCGCUGUGAAAGGAUGGUCCGUGAAUCCAAAUGCACUCAAACCUCAGACGGAGCCUUUCAAGACGGGACCGCUACCGCAGAAGGCGAAAGACGGAACCAUAACUAAACCUGAAGCUGGCAAAAAGCGCAAGCGCGGCGAUGGACCCGCAGGCAAUGAGCCGGACGUGGGGAAACUCUGGACAAAGCACAUCGAUAAUGGCGAACCUGAGAAGCCGAAAAAAGCGAAGAAGGCAAAAGUAGAGGGUGACGAGACGAAUCGGCCCAAGACGAAGAAGGAAAAGAAGGCUGCAAAGGCCGCGAAGAAGGCUGCGAAGAAGCCGGUCAACGUCAAUGAUGUUCCUUUGGGUGAGAGGAAGAAGCGAACAGAGGAGGUUAUGCCGAUAGAAGGCGCAGAGGUGGCCGAGGAAGUGACGGAGAGUGCGCCAGUGGAAACGGGUGCUGAACGCAUCGAGCGCGAGAGUCAGGCUGCACUUUCAACAAUCGACAAGAAGAACAAAGACAACAAGCGUCGAAAAUCUGGCGACAUCAGACCUACCAGUACACCUGCUACUGGGCCUGAUGCCGCACCCRAAGCAGCACCUGUAGUCACCGCUCCCGUCAGCACUCUGACGCCCAUGCAAGCUGCAAUGCGCCAAAAGCUCAUAUCCGCCCGCUUCCGCCACCUGAAUCAAACACUGUACACCGAGCCCUCUCUCAAAGCCCUACAGCUCUUCGCUCGCGAUCCACAGAUGUUCGAAGACUAUCACUCUGGUUUCCGCCAGCAGGUCACCACUUGGCCCUCUAACCCUGUAGACACUUUCAUUGAGACGAUCCGAUCCCGUGGUUCUGUCCGUCUUCCGCACCAGAAGAAGCCCAUGAAGGGCAAGUUUGCACCAAAGUCUAAGAAACCUGCAGUCGAGGACGCCAACGAUCUGAAGUCUCUUGCCCUGCCCCGAACUCAGGGCGUCAGCAUCAUUGCCGAUCUUGGGUGUGGAGACGCACGUCUCGCGCAAACGUUUGUUGACUCGGGCGAAUCUCACUCACUGAACCUCAAAAUCCUGUCUUACGAUCUACACUCGCCACAUCCGCUUGUUACCAAGGCCGAUAUCUCCAAGCUCCCUCUGGAAGACGGGAGCGUGGACAUUGCUAUCUUCUGCCUCGCACUCAUGGGUACCAACUGGAUUUCAUUCAUCGAAGAGGCAGAACGCAUACUGCAUUGGAAAGGAGAGCUGUGGGUCGCGGAGAUCAAAUCCCGCUUUGGGCGAGUCGGUAAGGGUAGUAAGGUCGUGGAGCACUCCGUAGGAGGCAAGAGAAAGGCUGCAGCUCUGAGCAAAGUGAAGGCGAAGAAGGCGGCAGAGGAGCAAGAAGGCGAUGAGCAGGCAGCUUUAGCGGUGGAAGUCGAUGGGGCGGAGAGCACGAAGAUCGAGGAGACGGAUGUUGGCGCGUUUGUGGAAGUUCUACGGAGGCGUGGCUUCCUGUUAAAGAGUGAAGUCUACGGACCAAAGCACGCGCCUACAGAGAGUGGGAUCGGGCUCAAGAGAGGAGAGGCGAGCAUUGAUUUGAGCAACAAGAUGUUCGUCAAGAUGGAGUUUGUUAAGGCUGUAACGCCAACGAAAGGCAAGGGUGUGCCUGAGGAGGGGGAGAAACGGGAGCAGAAGGUGGAGAAGUUCAAGAAGAAAAAGUUUUUGGACGAGGUGGAAGAGGAGGAGGUUGCUACAGAGGACGAGGCCAAGACUUUAAAGCCUUGUCUGUACAAGAUUCGGUAG
Messenger RNA from Ramularia collo-cygni, 1749 nucleotides. RefSeq names its product related to methyltransferase involved in pre-rRNA cleavage. The record is from RefSeq and is a predicted model, not a curated record. NCBI's taxonomy places the organism in Eukaryota, Fungi, Ascomycota, Dothideomycetes, Mycosphaerellales, Mycosphaerellaceae. Gene Ontology annotation, molecular function: rRNA (adenine) methyltransferase activity. The transcript has a single exon. Gene Ontology annotation, biological process: rRNA methylation; ribosomal large subunit biogenesis. The coding region runs from base 1 to 1749 and encodes 582 amino acids. Gene Ontology annotation, cellular component: nucleolus.